Messenger RNA from Peronospora matthiolae, 678 nucleotides. The record is from the annotation of a GenBank genome assembly. Lineage: Eukaryota; Oomycota; Peronosporomycetes; Peronosporales; Peronosporaceae.
AUGCAAGUUGCAUUUGCCCAGUCAAAUCUGGCAGGACGUGCCAAGACUUGGGCACUGGGGCUCAAGCUGCACGACCCAUAUGCGUUUGGGUCGUUGGAAGUCUUCAAGUCGCGGCUCAGACAAACGUUUGAAACGCCUAGAGCUGAGUUCAGGGCUCGAACCGAACUCUUGAAGCUCAAGCAGGGUAAGCGUGAUGUGCACGCUUACGCUCAACACAUACGACAUCUUACGAGUUGUAUAAGUUCCAAUCCAGUGGAUGAACACACGUUGGUUUCGGUGUUCAUGCAGGGUCUUGCGGAUGGUCCCGUCAAGACUCACCUGUUCCGGCUUGAACUAGAUUCACUAGAACAAGCCAUUUCCAUUGCGGAGCAGGAAGACUUCAGUCUGAGACAGGCUCGCGCCAGCUCGACAUCAUAUCGUCAACCGAGACGAUAUGACAACGGAGGUCCAGAGCCGAUGGAACUCUGUUAUGUAGAGAGCGAGAAGGUUCGCUCUACAGGCUACAAGAAGUUGCAGAGAUGCAACAGAUGUCAGAAGACAGGACACUACGCUUGCGAGUGUAGUGCCCCUCGUCCAGUGUCUCGCGACACUCGGCGUAGUGACCGUCCACCCAUGAGAAAGGGGCAGGGACGAGGGUCCGCAGUUGGUGCAAAGACGCAACGAAGGGAUGGACCGUAA